UCAUCCCCGCCGCCCGCCAUUUUGUCUCCAGUGUCUCGUUUGCUGUCGACGGCGUGGCAGGCAGUGUCUGAGUCUGCGAACGUCAGGCAGCGAUCGGGGUCUAUUGUCUGUGUUUGACCCCGUAGUUCGGUCCGAGGCCUUCCGGAGCUUCCCCGGGGCAGUCGGCAAGAGGCCGCCGCGACCGCCCCCGCCCCUCCCUUCGUCCGUCCCCGGGACCGGGAGGGACCCAUCCCGCGUCACGCCCCUCAGUGCUCGCCGCUCUCUUCUCAGUCGUUGCGUCCGCAUCGCAUCCCCCGGAAUCAGACGGUGCCCCAUAGAUGGCCAGCUUUCCUCCGAGGGUUAACGAGAAAGAGAUCGUGAGAUCACGUACUAUAGGUGAACUUUUGGCUCUAGCAGCUCCUUUUGACAAGAAAUGUGGUCGUGAAAAUUGGACUGUUGCUUUUGCUCCAGAUGGUUCCUACUUCGCUUGGUCCCAAGGAUAUUGUACAGUAAAGCUUGUUCCAUGGUCUCAGUGCCUUAAGAACUUUCUCUUGCAUGGCACAAAGAAUAUCACUAAUUCAAGCAGUUUGAGAUUGUCAAGACAAAACAGUGAUGGUGCUCAGAAAAAUAAGCCUCGUGAACAUAUUAUAGACUGUGGUGAUAUAGUCUGGAGUCUUGCUUUUGGAUCUUCAGUUCCAGAAAAACAGAGUCGCUGUGUAAAUAUAGAAUGGCAUCGGUUCAGAUUUGGACAAGAUCAGCUACUCCUUGCCACAGGGUUAAGCAAUGGGCGUAUCAAAAUAUGGGAUGUAUAUACAGGAAAACUCCUCCUUAACUUGGUAGAUCAUACUGAUGUGGUCAGAGAUUUAACUUUUGCUCCAGAUGGGAGUUUGAUCCUAGUGUCAGCUUCAAGAGACAAAACUCUGAGAGUGUGGGACCUGAAAGAUGAUGGAAACAUGAUGAAAGUAUUGAGAGCCCAUCAGAACUGGGUGUACAGCUGUGCAUUCUCUCCUGACUCUUCCAUGCUGUGCUCAGUGGGAGCCAGUAAAGCCGUUUUCCUUUGGGACAUGGAUAAAUAUACAAUGAUACGGAAACUAGAAGGACAUCACCAUGAUGUUGUAGCUUGUGACUUUUCUCCUGAUGGAGCAUUACUGGCUACUGCAUCUUAUGAUACUCGAGUUUAUGUCUGGGAUCCACAUACUGGAGACAUUCUGAUGGAAUUUGGGCACCUGUUUCCCCCACCUACUCCAAUCUUUGCUGGAGGAGCAAAUGACCGAUGGGUACGAUCUGUAUCUUUUAGUCAUGAUGGACUGCAUAUUGCAAGCCUUGCUGAUGAUAAAAUGGUGAGGUUCUGGAGAAUUGAUGAGGAUUAUCCAGUACAAGUUGCACCUUUGAGCAAUGGUCUGUGCUGUGCCUUUUCUACUGAUGGCAGUGUUUUAGCUGCUGGGACACAUGAUGGAAGUGUGUAUUUUUGGGCCACUCCAAGGCAGAUCCCUAGCCUUCAGCAUUUAUGUCGCAUGUCAAUCCGGAGGGUGAUGCCUACUCAAGAAGUCCAGAAACUGCCGAUUCCUUCCAAGUUGUUGGAGUUUCUUUCCUAUCGUAUAUAAGAACUCUGUAAUAAGAGUAGUAGGGACUGAUGGAACACACUUUACACAAACCUCAAGCUUUACUGACUUCAAGUAUCUGUUUGUCAAGGUUUAGAUUUAUUUAAUUUGAUAUGUUCUUGUACUGCAUUUUAAUUAGUUGAGUUUUUAAAAUAUUAUUUAUAGACCACAGUAGAAAUAUUUUGAACAUAUAAAAUGUAAUUUUUUCUAAAAUUUAACUGUGAAAACAUACAUACAUGUGCAUAUUUAGAUAUAAGCUGCUAUGUGUUGAAUGGACCUUUCUGCUUUUCUAACUUUAGUUCCAACAUUUAUGCAUUGUUUCAGUAGAGCCACAACAUGUAUCUUUGCUGAAAGUAUAAGGAAGUUUUUUGUUUUUGUUUUUUGAACACUGAGUUUAGAUGGUAAAUAUUGAUUUAAGAAAAUUGAAUUGCCUCAUAAAAUGCAUUUGGCGGUAAGGGGCAGACAACUGACUUGCAAGUAAAACAAAAUUUUUGUAUAGGAAAAGGAUUUUGUUUUCCUUAACAAUGGCAUCUGAGAGAUAGAGUUUGAACGUGACAUUAUUCAAUUAAAAACAGCCAGGAUAUAACUAGAAAAGGGUGCCCUUACCCACCCCCCCAAACUACUGCUGCAGACUUCAAUGUUGGAAAGCAGCUUGUUACUUUAACCUUUGUAUAUAAAGUAUUAUAAAUUGAAAUUUGAAAUAGUCAAUUUGAAAAUCCAUCUACUGAUUAUUUUAUUGCUAAAUAUUUUGCUAUUUGUAGUAAGCUUCAGUUAUUUUAAGACCAUGGUUUUGUGCUUUUUGUUGUUUUGUUUGUUUUUACAUGUAUCCUAUGUUUCUGUAGGGGAUAAUAUUGGUAACUUACCAAAGAGAAGCAAUACAGCAUACCUGCUUUUGCCCUCUGUUAUUUAUCUUACCUGCAGAUAUUAAGAAUGUAUGUAUCAUGUAAAAUUCUGAUUAUAUAUUUUUGGUGAGUUUUUUUAAUUAAAGACAAAAAAAUCA
This is a messenger RNA of Pipistrellus kuhlii (Kuhl's pipistrelle), 2580 nucleotides long. RefSeq names its product WD repeat and SOCS box containing 1 (gene WSB1). The transcript is spliced from 9 exons. The coding region runs from base 318 to 1583 and encodes 421 amino acids. Gene Ontology annotation, biological process: intracellular signal transduction. Lineage: Eukaryota; Metazoa; Chordata; Mammalia; Chiroptera; Vespertilionidae. The record is from RefSeq and is a predicted model, not a curated record. Gene Ontology annotation, molecular function: protein binding.